GGCGGACAUGUUGGUCAGGCGGUGGGAGAAAAUCGGGCAUCGUUUAGUUUUUCGAAAAAUAACAUAGCUAACGUUAGAUCAAAACCAGAUUUAUCUAUGUAGAACCAGAAAGUUUUCCUUCUGUAUCGGUCAAUAUCGAUGGCCGAUGACAAUGUGAGGCUUACUGCGAACGGACGGCAAUGAAAUGUUGUAACAAGACGGUGUUUUAAACUGAUCGAAAUUUGGAAGGAUCAUUGUUUUUCCGCCACUUCUACUUUGCAGCUGUCAGACUCGUUUAUAGUUUUUUUGCAAGGGCCUUACACUGAUAUAUGGACACAAGCCUGGGAGUAAUGUGGCUACUUUGCAACCUAUCGGAUUUUUAAAACUGUAUUUAAGUUUUACUCUUUGGAUGUAUCGAUCUAUUUUUAAAUCCUGCACAACUCCUCUGCGGCAUCCUGUGGACGCCGACUAAUCUGUUGAUGCAUUUAGCCAAGUUAAUUUAGCUAGCGUUAGCAAGUUGCAAUUGCUGAAGUUGUCUGCAAAACCUGGCUGAACUAGGGAAAUAUAUUUUUUGAAAAUGUGGCUUUUGAAUAUCAAACGCCACUUUAAACGUUUCAUGGUCAGUGAAAAAGAGAGAAGAGACACGUUUCUUUGAUUGAAUCUGCGGGUUCUUGCUAAACACUUGAGUACACGCAAAGGAAAUAACAUUAGGCUAACUAGCUACGUUAGCAAUUGAGCUAGAUUGCUAACUCGUUUUAUUUAGCUAUAGCACCGGCGUGGAACUCUACUUGUCUGCAAACAUGUCGUCUGGAGAAAGUUUGGAAGCUCGUUUUGAGAAAAUCGAUGCCAUGUUGAAGGACCCGAAGUCGGAAAUAAACACUGAUUGCCUUUUGGAUGGCUUGGAUGCGUUGGUGUACGACCUUGACUUUCCAGCCUUGAGGAAAAACAAAAGCAUCGACAACUUUUUGAAUAGAUAUAAGGACACCAUCAGUAAGAUCCGGGACCUGCGGAUGAAAGCAGAGGACUAUGAGGUGGUCAAGGUUAUCGGGAGGGGUGCUUUUGGAGAAGUGCAGUUGGUAAGACACAAAGCCACGAGGAAGGUGUACGCCAUGAAGCUGCUUAGCAAGUUUGAAAUGAUCAAAAGGUCGGACUCUGCUUUCUUCUGGGAGGAGAGGGACAUCAUGGCCUUUGCCAACAGCGCCUGGGUUGUGCAGCUGUUUUAUGCGUUCCAGGAUGACCGUUACCUCUACAUGGUGAUGGAGUAUAUGCCCGGUGGAGACCUGGUCAACUUGAUGAGCAACUAUGAUGUCCCCGAGAAGUGGGCCCGCUUCUACACCGCUGAGGUGGUGCUGGCUCUAGACGGGAUCCACGCCAUGGGCUUCAUACACAGGGACGUGAAGCCUGAUAACAUGUUGCUAGAUAAAGCGGGCCACUUGAAGUUGGCAGACUUUGGGACCUGUAUGAAAAUGAACAAGGAUGGUAUGGUACGAUGCGACACAGCAGUGGGAACACCAGACUACAUUUCGCCAGAGGUACUAAAAUCCCAGGGAGGAGAUGGAUAUUACGGCCGGGAGUGUGACUGGUGGUCCGUGGGAGUCUUCCUGUAUGAAAUGCUCGUUGGUGACACACCGUUCUAUGCUGACUCGUUGGUGGGGACGUACAGUAAAAUCAUGAACCACAAGAAUGCCCUGACCUUCCCUGAUGACAGCGACAUCUCCAAGGAUGCCAAAAACCUUAUCUGUGCCUUCCUGACUGACAGGGAGGUAAGACUGGGUCGCAACGGGGUGGAUGAGAUCAAGAGACAUCCUUUCUUCAAGAACGACCAGUGGACAUGGGAGAACAUCCGAGAUACGGCAGCCCCGGUGGUGCCUGAGCUGAGCAGCGACAUCGACACCAGUAACUUUGACGAGAUCGAGGCGGACCGGGGAGACGAGGAGACCUUCCCCAUACCAAAGGCCUUCGUGGGCAACCAGCUGCCCUUUGUGGGCUUCACCUACUAUAGCAGUCAUCAGUUUUCCCGGAGCUCCAGCACCAAGAGUGUUGACAAACGCAGCAGCUCCACUAAGGAAGACAAGAGCCAUCUGGAGAACCUGCAGAAGAGGAUCUACCAGCUAGAAGAACAACUCCACAGUGAGAUGCAGCUGAAGGACGAAAUGGAGCAGAAGUGCAGGACCUCGAACACAAAGCUUGACAAGAUCAUGAAAGAGCUGGACGAGGAGGGCAACGUGAGGAAGGGUGUAGAGGCCAGCAUGUCCCUGCUGGAGAAAGACAAGAUGAUGACCCAGCACCGAGCCACCGAGUACCAAAGAAAGGCCGACCAGGAGGCCGAGAAGAGACGCAACUUGGAGAACGAGGUGUCCACUCUGAAGGAGCAGCUUGAGGACAUGAGGAAAAUCUGCCAAAACUCUCAGGCCUCGAAUGACAAGAUCCUACAGUUGCAAAAUCAGCUGGAGGAGGCCAAUGACCUGCUGCGGGCAGAGUCGGACACGGCAGCGCGGCUGAGGAAGAGCCACACAGAGAUGGCCAAGUCCAUGAGCCAGCUGGAGGGGCUGAACCGCGAGCUGCAGGAGAAGAGCCGUUCGUCUGACGGGGGGAGGGCACAGCUAGAGAAGGAGCUGCUGCAGCUGCAGAGCACCCUGGACUCUGAAAGGAGGUGCUACAGCCAGGGAUCAGAGGAGAUCCACGAGCUGCAAGUGCGGAUGACUGGUUUUCAGGAGGACAAUAAGAACUUGGAACUCAGCCUGUCCAAAGUGGAGGCGGAACGCAAGCAGGCCCAGGAGAGGAGAAACAACCUGGAGAAGGAGAAGAACAACCUGGAGAUUGACCUGAACUACAAGCUGAAGACUCUGCAGCAGCGUUUGGACCAGGAACACACAGAACACAGAGUGACACGGGCCCAGCUCACUGACAAAUACGAGUCCAUUGAAGAGGCCAAGUCAGCUGCCAUGCAUGCGGUGCAGCAGAAGGUGUCGGAGGAGAGCGGGGCGAGGAUGCGAGCGGAGAGCAGGGUGGUGGAGGUGGAGAAGCAGUGCUCCAUGCUGGAGUUUGACCUCAAGCAGUCCGUGCAGAAGAUGGAGCAGCUGAUGAAGCAGAAGGAGAGGCUGGAGGACGAGGUGAAAGGUCUACGGAUGCAGCUGGAGCAGGAGUCCAGUAAAAGGCUGCUGGCCCAGAACGAGCUGAAGUGCCGCUCGCAGGAGGCCGACCGGCUUAAGAGCUCGGAGAAGCAGCUGAAGCAGGAGAUCAACACGGCACUAGAGAGCAAACGGUCGCUCGAGUUCCAGCUCGCACAGCUCACUAAGCAGUACAGGGGCAACGAGGGACAGAUGAGGGAACUUCAGGACCAGCUUGAGGCCGAACAGUAUUUUUCAACGCUUUAUAAAACUCAGGUGAAGGAACUGAAAGAGGAUAUUGAGGAGAGGAACCGGCAGGUCCAGGAAGCUCACAAGAAGGUGCAGGAGCUGCACAGCGAAAGGGACUCCCUGUUGGCCCAGCUGGAUCUGACAGUGACCAAGGCGGAGUCGGAGCAGCUGGCCAGGGCGCUCCAGGAGGAGCAAUACUUUGAGCUGAGCCAGGAGAACAAGAAGGCCACGGCCAGACACAAGCAGGAGGGCACCGAGAAGGAUGCCACCAUCGCACGGCUUGAGGAUUCCAACAAAACCCUGACCAAAGAUGUGGAGAACCUCAGCAAGGAGAAGGCCGAGCUGAACAAUAAGCUUCGCAUUCAGGAGGAAGAGUAUGCCUCCCAGAAAGAGGAGAUUACAAACACAAUCAAGGCCAACUACGAGAAGGUUCUCAGCACAGAGCGCACGCUCAAGACUCAGGCGGUGAACAAGCUGGCAGAGAUCAUGAACAGGAAGGAUAUGAAGCUGGACACCAAGAAGAAGGGCAACACGACCGACCUGAGGAAGAAGGAGAAGGAGAACCGCAAGCUGCAGCUUGAGCUCAAACAGGAGAAGGACAAGUUCAACCACAUGGCCAUUAAGAACCAGAAGGAGCUCAGUGAGAUGCAGGCGCAACUGUCCGAGGAGUGCACGUACCGCAAUGAGCUGCAGAUGCAGCUGGACAGCAAGGAGAGUGACAUCGAGCAGCUGAGGGAGAAGCUCAACGACCUGCAGCUGCGCAUGGACAACUCCAGCGUCACCAGCCUGCAGAUGGACGAGACGGACAGCAACAUCGCCGAAUCCAGACUGGAAGGGUGGCUGUCCAUUCCUAAUAAACCUAAUAUCAAACGAUAUGGCUGGAAGAAGCAGUAUGUGGUGGUGAGCAGCAAGAAGAUUCUGUUCUACAACGAUGAACAGGACAAAGAACAGUCCAACCCCUCCAUGGUACUAGAUAUCGACAAACUGUUCCACGUGCGUCCAGUCACCCAGGGUGAUGUGUACCGAGCAGAGACCGAGGAGAUCCCCAGGAUAUUCCAGAUCCUGUAUGCCAAUGAGGGGGAGUGCAGGAAGGAGGCGGACAUGGAGACGGUCUCGCAGGGCGACAAGACCAACUGUCUGCCCCACAAAGGUCAUGAGUUCAUCCCCACGCUUUACCACUUCCCCACAAACUGCGAGGCCUGUGCCAAGCCCCUGUGGAACGUCUUCAAGCCCCCACCUGCCCUGGAGUGCCGCCGCUGCCACGUCAAGUGCCACCAGGACCACCUCGACAAGAAGGAGGACGUCAUUGCACCCUGCAAAGUGAACUACGACGUGACCUCUGCCCGGCACAUGCUCCUGCUAGCCCUGACCCAAGACGAGCAGAAGAAAUGGAUCGGCCACCUGGGCAAGAAGAUCCCCAAAACACCGCCCUCCUCCUUCCUGAGGGCGUCGCCCCGCACCAUGUCCACCCGCCCCGCACCCAACCAGUCCUUCCGCAAGAACCCCAAAAGCAUCACAGGGAAGCCAAGAAGAUGGCGUGGCUCGUCGUUCCAAAACGUGGGACUUGGGACCUGAAUGGGAGAUGGAAAGAAAGAGCGAGGGGCUCGUGACAUGCUGUGGGUAGUACAUCUUCCAUGUCAGGAAUAGGAAGGGUUUAUGGUUGAAUAAAUGACUGGAGGUUUUGCUGGGACUCUUGCAUGUAAACAUGGUCAACAUUGAGGUACUGCAGUACAGGGAUUGGCUUAACUCUGUGGAGAAUGGGUACAUCUCGGGGAAACGUAAAUGUGUUUUUUUCCCCCCGUCUGAGAAAAGAGAAACUCUGUUUCCAUCUAAAUUGACUUCAAUGCCUUUGACUGAUGGACUCUGGUGGCCUUUGCUUCGAUCCCUUAUUACUUGGCACUCCAGCUAUAUCAGGGUUCAGUUGAGACAGAGUAUGUAUUGGGAACUGAGUAUUAGAUGUUUUUCAGUAUUGAGUGAGGAGCGUGCAAGAUCAUUUAAAUCUAUGCAUUAUUUUUAUUAAUUAUUGUAAUUGCUCCAAGCCAUAAGCAAAUUCCAUUGUAAUGGCGGAUAGGAGACCUAAAAAGUAUUUUCCUUUUCUUUGUGUAUUCAUUGGGUACAUUGUUUUCUGUAAUAUUGUAUUUUUUUUGUAUGUAUUGCCUUACAUUGACUCAUAGAUAAAUGGUUCAAAAGGAAAACAUUAAGUUAACAAAUGUAAAACUGCACUGUUUGAAUUGUAAAUUAUUUGUAGAAGACUUAACCAGGUGUAGCAUUUGGCCCACCUAGUGCCUUAAUGUUUGGAUAAUGAUUUUACUGCCAUAUCUGUUUUGUGUUUAUCUCCAAAAACAAGACAAAUCCAAACUCUUCCAUUUUUUUUUAUUUUUAUCUGCUACAUUGUGGUUUUAUCAUAACGUUUCCUGUCUGGUUGGAGUUUAUUUUGAAUGCCUCUUUAUAGACUCAUUGCUAUAGUGUAAUGUGUCAACACAAAGUUCCCAGAGUCCAGUAUCUAGCUCACAACAGUUUCUGGAUGGUGUAUCUUGACGAAGGCUUGUUAAAAAUGUAGUUAUAAUUAUAUUCAUAUGGUAACGUCCCAUUCACGCAAAUCCAGCUGUGUACAUAAUUUGAAGAUAAAAAAAAACAAUGAUCAUGAAUACCGCUAAUUCAAAAUGUUUUUUUUGUUCAGUAAAAAGAGGUUGAGGGGGAAGCACUGGAACUAUGACCUACUUACUCUAUUUUGUCUUGGAUGAAUCGCAUGUUUAAUUGCAUUGGAGGCUGCACUGAUGGAUAUGUGUCAAUAAACAUAUCUUUAUCUAUAAUCUA
Salvelinus namaycush (lake trout) is the source of this 6155-nucleotide messenger RNA. RefSeq names its product rho-associated protein kinase 1-like. Gene Ontology annotation, molecular function: ATP binding; small GTPase binding; Rho-dependent protein serine/threonine kinase activity. Bases 780 to 4913 code for a protein of 1377 amino acids. Gene Ontology annotation, cellular component: cytoplasm; cytoskeleton. The record is from RefSeq and is a predicted model, not a curated record. The transcript is spliced from 33 exons. NCBI's taxonomy places the organism in Eukaryota, Metazoa, Chordata, Actinopteri, Salmoniformes, Salmonidae. Gene Ontology annotation, biological process: Rho protein signal transduction; embryonic morphogenesis; actomyosin structure organization.